Molecule: messenger RNA, 2821 nt
Organism: Oreochromis aureus
Lineage: Eukaryota; Metazoa; Chordata; Actinopteri; Cichliformes; Cichlidae
Gene: stx5a
Product: syntaxin 5A
Exons: 12
Coding region: 437-1429 (330 amino acids)
Biological process (GO): vesicle fusion; intracellular protein transport; endoplasmic reticulum to Golgi vesicle-mediated transport
Cellular component (GO): endomembrane system; SNARE complex; Golgi membrane
Molecular function (GO): SNAP receptor activity; SNARE binding
Source: RefSeq, a predicted model, not a curated record
UAGGAAGCAAUAAAACAGACAAAGAGCACAGGGGAGGCAGGAAUAGAUGUAAAACAAGGCAUUAAAUACGAGUCAUCAUAAACACAAACCAGGUAGUGAGCAAGCACAGACGUAAUAACAACCCUUGAAAAUAAAAUUUAAAGAAUCUAAAACAUGUAAGACUUGAAAUUAUGAUAUGAAAAAAUCAAAUAGAUUUGCUGUACUCUAAACAAGGUAAAUACAACACAGAAAACCAGAACCACAAGGAACAACUUCAAACAUGACACUCACUUGAGUGCCACUAUCAGACAUGAAUGAUAACCACCUUUCGAUGUGAAUUUGUCCGUACACCGGGAGGUCUUAGUAUUUAUCAAUCAGACAGACCCCAGGAGGAGGAACCGGCUGCCCAGGUGGUGUUUGAUCUAUAGCGGGCAGGUGACUCAUUAUCAGCGGCAACAUGACGUGCCGUGACCGGACACUCGAGUUCCAGUCAGCGUGUAAAUCUCUCCAGGGCAGACAGCAGAAUGGAGUCCAGCCCAGUAAACCGGCGCUCAGUGCCCUCAGGCAGCGCAGUGACUUUACAGUUAUGGCCAAGAGAAUUGGGAAAGACUUGAGCAAUACAUUUGCCAAACUGGAAAAGCUCACAAUUUUGGCAAAACGAAAAUCUCUGUUUGAUGACAAGGCGGUAGAAAUCGAGGAGCUGACAUACAUCAUUAAGCAGGACAUUAAUAGUCUAAACAAACAGAUAGCACAGCUGCAGGACUUGGUGAGGUCCCGUGGAGCUCCAGGUGGCCGGCACAUUCAGACCCACUCAAACACUAUAGUGGUGUCAUUACAGUCCAAGCUGGCAUCGAUGUCCAAUGACUUCAAAUCAGUCUUAGAAGUCAGAACAGAGAACCUGAAGCAGCAGCGCAGCAGGAGAGAACAGUUCUCCCAACCUCCGGCGUCGUCUUCUCCGCUCAUGGCCAACAAUUUCAGGAGCCGCAAAAAAGGGGCCCAGGAGCCGCAUGCAGCUCGUGAGCCGCGCAAUGACUACCAGGGCUAUACAACCGCAAAUUACAAAGAUGGCUCGGUCCUGAUGCAGGAAGAGUCCCGGAGCCGCGGGGAUGUGGCUAUCGAUAUGGACUCUCCAACAAAUCCUUUGCAGCUUCAGCUUAUUGAUGAGCAGGACUCAUACAUCCAGAGCCGUGCAGAUACCAUGCAAAACAUCGAGAGCACCAUCGUGGAACUGGGUUCCAUAUUUCAGCAGCUGGCGCACAUGGUCAAGGAGCAAGAGGAGACCAUCCAGAGGAUCGAUGCUAACGUGGAGGACACCCAGCUGAACGUGGAGGCUGCCCACACAGAGAUCCUCAAAUACUUCCAGUCGGUCUCCUCCAACCGCUGGCUGAUGAUCAAGAUCUUUCUGGUCCUCGUGGUCUUCUUCAUCAUCUUUGUCGUCUUCUUUGCUUAAAGGAAUGAGGAGCGGGGAAACCGUAUCGAAUGAGGAAAAAUAAAAUUAAAGCUAGACUAAGAGGACGUAUUUCGAUACUCUUCUAUCACGGUUUCAUGGAGGCUUUUGGGAUGCACUCGAAUACGGACCUGUUGUUUUGUCCCAAGCCACAAACUUUUCAGUCUUAAUUUGACUCUUCAGUGGAGAAUGAAGAUGUUGAACUCUCGAAUAAAACAAAUAAAUCAUCUUUAAAUCCCCACUUUAAGAGCAGAAAGCUGUUCUGUAGUCUACUGACCAACUAUUCGUAAACAUUUAAUCAAAAUGGCUCUAAUUUAAUGGUUUGAUUCUGCAAACUGUCUUAUUGUUGUUUUCUUGUUUACCCUCUUUUACCACACGUCAUCCUUUAUAUUAAGUAUUUCAAAGCCAAACUUUAGAACUGGACUUGAUCCUCAGAUUAUUUUGCUUCAUAGUUUACCUGCUUUUUACUGGAACCACAUGACUGUCUCAUUUAUCAGCAAUUCUUAACCUUCUACCAUCCAACACUGAUGUGGAUUUUUUUUUUUAAUAAUCUAGUUAUUUGCUGUUUUGUUUCAUUUGCCAAAUUGGUACUGUUGUUGAGCUGUGACACAAUACAAGGAAACUCGCUGUGGCACAAGUAGGCAGUCAUAGCCAGAUGAAGGGAGGUUUGCAGUGGAACUGAAGGGUGAGCUGUGAGAAAUGUUAUGUAACGAUACUGUUUUAAAUGAAGCUGUGUGGUGAGCAGCCUUCGCAGAGGUUUAAUGGAAGAAAAGGUUUAAACCUCAUUCGCUGAGUGCUGCAGGAGGAUCAGUGCGUAUGAAGGGGUAAACGCUGGUUGUAAAGUCACUCGAUCGGCCACGUUCCCUGGAAGUGUCUGGUUGGAUGCCUGUGCGCCCCAUCUUUAUCUAACUAAUGUACAGGAUGUUAUUUAAAUGACCACAGCUUUUUAAAAGAAACAUUUUUUUUUCCUCCUUUUUUCUUUUGCUCUUUAUUUUCUUUUUUUAUUUUAGCCAAAUGCCUUGACUUCAGUGUAUAAAGUUGAAAUAGUUAUGAAGAUGUAUUGAUAAAGUGCGCAUUAAUAAAACAGUAAUGGGGUGCUGGCAUUCACGUGUGAGAUUUUCUUGGGAUAAGAGGAUUAGUCAGCAUGGCUUUAAUUAGCUGUAACAAACGCUGCAGUUUAUAUUUGGCCUUUUAUUCUUUAUUUUCAUUUAUAACAAUGCAGACAGACAGAUAUGCAUUUAAACAUUAGCCUCAAGUGUUAGCUAAACCUAUAUUUUAAAAAAAAGACAUUUUUGUGUUAAAAAAGUGUUUUAAUUGCACAGAAAAAAUCAGAAAAUUGUUUAUUUAUUACCUUAAGUACAUGUAAUACAAUAAAAUCAUACAUGAGUCUAAUUA